Molecule: messenger RNA, 7162 nt
Organism: Physeter macrocephalus (sperm whale)
Lineage: Eukaryota; Metazoa; Chordata; Mammalia; Artiodactyla; Physeteridae
Gene: TP53I11
Product: tumor protein p53 inducible protein 11
Exons: 6
Coding region: 1449-2315 (288 amino acids)
Source: RefSeq, a predicted model, not a curated record
AACACCCCACCGUUUGAUUCUUUGUUCUGAUGUUUAUUUGCUGGGUGCUUUAUUUUGUUCUAAGACACUGGGUCUUAGUGUCUUAGAGGCUGGAAAACUGGAGGUGACCUGUGCCCUGCCUCCGGCUGGGGCUGAGAGGGUGAGAGGGUGAGACUUGCUGGGGGCCACACAAAGACCUGAGUCUGAUGCCUGGUUGGGGGGGUCCAGCAAGCCCACCUCAGGUCCCUGAUUGAGGGACAGGCAGCUUCUGAGCCUUGUCUGUUAUUGGGGGUGGUUUUCCUGCCUUGCUGGAGAGUAGCUGUGGGUGCGAAAGAGGUGCAGGGAUAUGGGAGGCACCCAGCACUGGUGCGGCACGUGAUAGGGUGGGGGUACUACCAUUUUUCAACCCGGUCUUCUAUCGAACCUCAUUGAACUUGGUUUUCUCAUCUGUAGAAUGGGUGUAAAUAGGACCCAUCUUGCAGCGCGGCUGUGAUCACAGGAGCCCCCUCAGGGCCAGCUUCUGGAAGCCUUUACCUCACUGUGGUUUACACUGUCGUCUCCUCCACAUAGAUUUUGUGCUGACUGAAGGUGAGGACGGCCACUCAACUCACAUCAGCGUCUCCACUGCCCGGCACACAGUAGGUGCUCAAGGGCUGGUCUGAGGUGUAGCUGGGGGGAGGCCGGAGGUUGGGGGCCAUCAAUGAUCGUGGGCAGACCUAGGGGGGUGAGGGGAGAGCAGGGAGGGGCAAGGCCCAGACUGUUGCCACAGAGCCCGGCCAACUCUCCUGGCCAUCCCUCCUCUGGCUCUGCUGGGUCCUGGGGUCACCCCCUCCCCUUGUUUUCAGUGCUGGCAGGUUAGAGGGAGUUUGUCUGGGAAGGUGGGUGGGAAGGCUUGCUGGGCAGAGGGAUUGUCUGGGCAAAAGUUCAAUGGCGGCCUGGACUCCAGAACUCAGGAGCCCUACCCAGGCUUGAGUAGACCCUUCCCUCUUCUGGCAAGGCUGACCCAGACCCCAGUUUACCCCCUGCCCCCAGGAAUCUUUGGGUACAGUCUCUGUCGAGGCCUGAAUGCCUUGUCCUGGGCCUAUAGCUCCUCCAGGACUGUCUGUAAGGCUCCCUCUGGCCUGGUCGUCUGGGGUGUGCCACAUCCACUUAGGCCAGACGGGCUGGCGGAGCUGGAAGGCCUUAGGACCAUUUGCCCUAACGCAUUUUACAGAUGAGGAAGCUGAGGCCGGGAGAGGGCAGUGACUUGAGCCUUUUUAAUGACACAGUCGGGUGGUUAGGGAGUACUGAACCUGGGCUCUCAGAUUCCUCCUCCAGUGUCCACCUGCUGCGCCAGGUUGACGGGGAGGCCUCCCCAGGCCCUGGGCUGGGGUCUGGCUGCCCUCUGAGAUCUGGAAGCUGGGCAGGACCCGUGGCUGAGGCUGGUGUCUCCCUGCAGCCCUCCUACAGAGGCCGGGCUCCAGGACAAGAUGGCAGCCAAGCAGCCCCCACCUCUCAUGAAGAAGCACAGCCAGACGGACCUUGUGAGUCGCCUGAAGACCCGCAAGAUCCUCGGCGUGGGCGGGGAGGAUGACGAUGGGGAGGUCCACCGCUCCAAGAUCAGCCAGGUCUUGGGCAAUGAGAUGAAGUUUGCUGUUCGGGAGCCUUUGGGGCUCAGGGUCUGGCAGUUCGUUUCUGCUGUGCUCUUCUCCGGCAUUGCCAUCAUGGCCCUCACCUUUCCUGACCAGCUCUAUGAUGCAGUCUUUGAUGGAGCUCAGGUGACCAGCAAGACCCCCAUCCGCCUCUAUGGCGGCGCCCUCCUCAGUCAUCAUCCGAUGGACACUGCUCACCGAAGCCUGCUACUUCUCCGUCCAGUUCUUGGUGGUCACUGCCACGCUAGCCGAGACGGGCCUCGUGUCCCUAGGGAUCCUGUUGUUCCUGGCCAGCCGCCUCCUUUUUGUCGCCAUCAGCGUUUACUACUAUUACCAAGUCGGCCGAAAACCCAAGAAAGUGUAGCCGCCCGCCGGGCCAGGGGCCCCCCUGGGGCAGGGAGGCCUGGGAACCUCGGUUUCCCUUUGGUUCCGGAAGGCAGGAAGGACCCUGCCCCAGGCAGGCAGGAGUGGCCACCUUCCUCUCCUCCCGGGCACUCCCCGAAUGCUGUGAUCUGCUGGGCCCUCAGGUUUGGGGAGGGAUGGAGCCUCUGCACCCCAUCCUUCCCCCCACACGGUGACGCCUCCUGUUCAUGGGUCUCUCGGCCUCUGGAUCCCCUGGACAGAUGCUCAAGGAAGAGCCUGAGUCACAGGCAUCCGGCCAAGGCCAGGCUCCUGCCCCUCUGUCACAAGACCCUUCUUUCUUGAGAGGCUGUGGACUGCCUCCUUGUCCUCCCCCUGGGCCCCCAGCCAGUCUAAUGCCCAAGCAGCUGAACUUGGCUUCUGCCCAUUCCCGGAAAACCUUAGAAUUUGACCCCGGGCCCCUCCCCUUCCAUGCAGGCGCUCUCCACAUGUAGGGGACCCUCUGCCCCCUAAACACACAGUGCCGCUGCGGGCUGGCAGGCAGGGGUCCGCCUUGACCCCUGGCACCUCCCUUUCCGCCUUCUGUGAGGUGAGCUGCGGGUUAGCAGGGUCCUGUCCUCAGCCCUGUCCGCCAUGGCCUCUCCUCGGGCCUCGCUCUUGGCUGCUCUGCCUCCACCCAGCUCCUGAAGGCCCCUAGCUGCCCCCUCUCCCAACUGGCCUGGGUCCAGAGGCUGCCAAGGGCCUCAGCCACAGGCCGGCCCUGACAGAUGGACACCUGGGUAACCCCAGAUGGAGGCCACCUAUAAGUGACGGGGUUUGUGGAUGAGGAAGAGAGAGAAGCAUGUCUUCAUCACUUGGCAUGUCCUCCAGGGUCCGAUGUGCAGCUGGCUCAGCCCCCUUAUCCCCCCUCCCCCCCUCCCCAGGGUGCUGCCCUCUGGCCCUCUGGCCUGGGGUGCCUCUGAGGCCCGGCUGGGUAGGACUGGGUGCCCUUCAAGCUCAGCAGGGGCAAAAAAUAGAAAUAUUUCAGCAAGCCGCCUCCUCUCAUGCCCAGCCCCCAUCAAAUGCCCUGGAGGAGGCCAACAGCUGGCUCCCUCAGAGAUGAAGACCCCUGCAGGCCCAGCAGCCUGUGUGCCCCCCGUGAGUCCUUUACCCGACGCCCCCCUUCCCUCCGGCACCCCAGGAAUGGCAGCCCCCGUGUCCUGGGGACAGAUGUGGAAAGAAGCAGCCCCGGCCCCAGACCUGCUUCCCAUCUUGGAAGAGAGUGUUUAGGGGGCGAGAUGGUUGGUCCUUAGGUGCAGCCCAGCUCUGGCUGCUGUACCCUGGGCCCGGGCCCUACCCGCGCUGGGCCUCGCUGCCCUCCCCCGUGCCCAGCUGUCCCUGCAGCCGCACGUCCAGGGACACGGCCUGUGCCCAGCGGAGCAUGGCACCGCCACUGUUAACACAGCCGAGGAGAGAGGCGCAGGGGUUUGGGCGCCCAAGGCUGUGCUGCUGGUAACUGUGGCCGAGCGGAAGGGAGGCUAGACGCUCAGGAGGGGCCGUGCUCUCCUGGCCUCCAUCUCUCGAGGCUGAAGCUCGUGCCUCUCCACAGAAUCCUGCCCCCAACCGCCGAGCCCCAGGCAGGCCCGGAGCCACGGCAGCCUUUGGGAAGUGGUGCUGGCUGGUGGGCAGUGCCCCGAGCCAAGGCCAUGUCCUCUGAGCCGACCCAUGCUUUUUGAGGCCUGGCUGGCACGCCGCCAAGCGGCAGAUGGUCCGUCCUAAUGACCGCUGGGCUUGGCGGAUGGAUUUCCCCCGGGAGGCUAGCAGGGCCGGGGGAAGUCUGGGCGCUGGAGCCGGGCUCUGUGCUGGGUGUCCGCGGGGGCUGAGCCAGCCAAACCGAGGGAGGGUGGCAGGACCUUGUCCCCGGGGGUGGUGAUGCGGGCCUGCCGGGACGAUGCUGUCCUGGCUCUGUCCCUCCUAAAGGUUUGGGAGAACCCAGAAUUGCCCCUUCCCCGGUUCACUUGCCGGCCUUCUGCCUCAGCCCAGCUUCCCCACCCCGCCCCCAAACCAAGACCACCUUUCCUCACGGUCACUAUUUAUUCUUCGUUCCUUUCUCUUUUUGUAAGAAACAGCCACAAAAACCAGUGCAAAACCAUCAGUGUGGGCGUCCUGCUUUAUAUUACAAAAACUCUUGAUAUAGAAUAUAAAAAAGGGGAGGCUCACGGGAAAUAAACUUGAUAAAUUAGCUCUGCUACCUACCGCGAGGAACACUUAGAGUUUUCAAAAUAGACUUUCGACAUAGGACCCACCGGGGAGGGGAAGAGGAGGCUUCUAGGGAGAUGGGGGUGCUGGGCCUCGGCCGGUUUGGGGGAUCCUGUCUGGGCCCCUUAGGCAUAGAGAGGAGAGAGGGGAAAAGGGAGGCUGGGGAGGGGCCCCAGUGCCCAGCCACUAAGCAGGGAAGGUGGCCUUUGGUGCUGGGCGGGGUAUGUGACCAAGUGCAAGGUCUCCCCUGGCACCUGGCCUGUUAGCGGAGUCAGGAAGUCUCAGCAAAGAGACUUCCUACCCUCCCGCCUCCCCCAGCAGCCUCAAAUUGCCAUCUGCACCUAUUAUGGGCUGUUGCCGCUGGCCUUUGCCUUCUCAUGCCCCCUCAGAAUGGCCUCUGGGAACCUUGCAAAUAGCUACCAGCCUGCGUUAAUACUACAGAAAAGAGACGCCUGCUUCCCCUUUCCAGCCCCAGAAUGUGGUCAGCGGGGGCAGAUCAGGGCUCCUUGGCCCCUUUCUGGAGAGCCCUUGAGGAUGAGAGUCUUACAUCUGCCCUCAAACCCGCCUCACCCAGGUGUUCCUCCACGACCAGCCUUUCUUCUCGGGGGCCCGGAGGGGGUAGUACCCGAUGCCCGGCUCUUCUUACCUUGAAGGCCCCAGAUUCUCCUGGGCAGGGGGGACCAGAUGGGGCCCUGACGCCUGGGGCAUCCCUGGACCGAAGUCACACAGCUGCCAAAUUUGACCCUAAGCCCUGCCUAGCCAGCCUGAUUUUUUUUUUUUUUUGUCAACCACACGCCAGUCCUUUGCCUCUGCCAGGAAGUUGGAGCCAAUUUGUGGGUGGUCUAGAGGCCUGCGCUGGGGUACAAGCUGCACGGCCCCCUGGGUCCUGGGGUUGCCCAGUCGCUAGGGAGUUCAUAACAUCAUUUAUGGGGUGGGGUUGCCAGGGCAGACUGAUACAGGGACAAUAUGGAAAGACCCAGCCCACAAUGGGCCAGGACGGGUGAGGACAGCAGGGUGAGUGCAAGGCGGAAGGGGAGAAAUGGGGGAAGGGUGAAACCAAAUCUUUACAGCGGGCACGGAGCUCUGGCUGCAUCUCAGAAGGGGGUAGGUGGCAGAGCAGGGGAUCACGGGGCUCUAGGCCACUGCUCUGUCUCCCAGUGGCUGGAAAGCUGGAGGGGAGGCUGGAAGCUGGCACAGGGCCUUUGACAUAGAAUGGGCUCUUCCCAGACCCUAAAGAGGGAUAAUGAAAAGAGGAGAGCAGGCACCAUACUGUCCCUUCCUCACCCAUCCCUCAACAAGCUUGAGUUUGGCAGACGUCACUAAUCAAGAUUACACCGCCCUCCCCCACUGAGCCCAGACCAAGCCUCAGAUUCUCCGCACAGCCUCUGGCAGCCACUCCUGAUUGAUCAGGGUCGAGGCAUCUUGCAAUACAGUUGCUAACACUGGUCUAGAAUUUGAGACCUGCAUAUGAGAGGCUGAUUUGUGGGUGCUGUGUGGGUGUGAGUGAGACUGUGGGGAAACCUCUCCCUGCCAGAUCCUGGAGGAAACACUCAGAAAUAUGCUAUGGGCAGCUAAGGGACAGGAAAACCGUGUCAAAGCAGAAAUGAUGAGGUGCCCUGGGGUUCUUUAGCCUGGAAAUAACGGGGCUCAGAGGGACAACGUGUGGCCUUAACGGUUCGGGAAGGAGAGAGAGCAAGUGGGAUGCCAUGGACAGAACCACAGAAAAACAGAAACCUCUUCCGUGUAUUGAGCUGAUGCUAAAGUCAGAGCAGUCCAAAGAGAAGCCUGUCUUGGGAGCUAGUAAGCUCCCCGUCCUUGGAGGUGUGCAAGAAGAAGGUGGCGAAGUCUUGGCAGGGGUCUUGUGGCAGACAUCUGAGUGGCAGUUCUGAGUGAGGAGAGGAGAACCAGAUGAUCUUGGGGGUUCCUUCCAGCCCUGGGGGCCAGGGAGUUGGUGGAGGAAAGGUGGGCAGUGUAGAAAACGGGCUGUGGCGUGUGUGCAUGUGUGUGUUCCUGGGACUUAGAGAAAAGUGUGGGGAGGUGGCAGGGAGAGCAGGGAGGGCAGAGUCCAGAAUUUUCUUAGCUGUGGAGCCGGGAAGAGGCAAUUCCUGACCAGCUUGCCCGCUCUCUUCUGGGGAAACCAGGAUGCAGAGGCCAGGGAGGGGUGUAAGCAGUAGGUCUGCUGGGACCAACAGAGCCUUGGAAGGAGUGACAGGCAGCCUGGGGACGGCGGGGUUCUUGUUCAGAACUGUCACGCAUGUGCUGUGUGACUGUGGAUGAGAAACUGCUCCUCUCUGGGCUUUCCAGAUUAUUUGCUCCAACAGAUGGGGAAGCACGGACCCUACCGGCUGGGCCAUCCUUGGAUCCAGCAUCUGCAGCCCACUCUUGGCCCCAGCCUGAGGCAGGGACAACUCCAUCCUCGGAAGACCAGGGACUCCAAGUAGGUUCCAAGUCCUCAAGGACAUGGUGACCAGGUCUCCUCGGGGCCCCUGGGCUUUGCCAACCUUUCUCCACAAUUUUCUUUUGCCUCCUUCUUGCCUAAAUCCUUAUUACUUCCUUGGCACCAGAUCCUGAAGCUAUGAGUUGAGGGCCCAGGUCCCGGGCUGCCAGAUCUGGCUGCACCAAGGAGGGGGCCUGGCCCUGGUGUCGCUUUGGUCUCUAGUGCAGACUGCAUCCUGGGUUCAGGUGCCCGGGCCCCUGCGGAGAAGCCCAUGGCGCCCAUUCCGGAGUCCAGACGGGCUACAUCAGUCCAUAUUUUUGCCUUCAUUUUUUUUUGUUAAAAAAAUAGCUAUUUUCCUCUGCCCCACUUCCUGGCCACUCAUCAUGGCCUCACCUCCUCCCCCGGGGCCAAGAGGGCAGGGGGGAGGGGGAGGGGAGGGCAUUGGGUGCUGGGCAGUGGUGGGUGGGGUGAGUCUUCAAUCUUCAGGCCACACCCUCUACUGGAUGCCCCGGAAGAG